Phytophthora nicotianae INRA-310 is the source of this 1399-nucleotide messenger RNA. RefSeq lists its product as hypothetical. NCBI's taxonomy places the organism in Eukaryota, Oomycota, Peronosporomycetes, Peronosporales, Peronosporaceae. Gene Ontology annotation, molecular function: monoatomic ion transmembrane transporter activity. The transcript has 9 exons. Bases 302 to 1204 code for a protein of 300 amino acids. Gene Ontology annotation, cellular component: mitochondrial inner membrane. The record is from RefSeq and is a predicted model, not a curated record. Gene Ontology annotation, biological process: mitochondrial transmembrane transport; monoatomic ion transport.
GACUUGGCUGGAGAUUCUUUAGUGGAGAGACAACAGGAUAGUUCGUAAUGAUGCGCGGGGUCUGAACCAACCAUGUCUCCGUGCUGGCUUGUUCUCACUCGUGAACUCUCCGCAGCAGCAUCAGUUCCAAUCGGCCACCUGCAAUGUCUGACGACCAAGUGCCUCCGUUUUCGCUCGACAAGCCGCGCCACGAUACUUCGACUUACAUCGGUCGAUGGCGCAAGUUUGCGGAGCUCGUGUCGCCAAAGUAAGUCAGCAGCUUUGGUGGAUGGAUUGACGAAGUUGAUGACUCCUACACGGCAUGGCCUGCUACAGGUGGCUUUUUCUGAGCUCGGAGCAGAUCCAGCACGCGGCGCAGACGCUGGAGGACUUUCGCAACGGUAAAAUCGCCCCCGGACAAUUUAAGGACGCUGAACUUUGGAACCUCCGCCAGGCGUAUGAGGCUGCGGUGCACCCUCAAACUGGCGAGACGGUUCCGGCCCUGUUUCGAUUGUCGGCUUUCGUUCCUGUGAAUAUUCCCAUCUGCGUUGGCAUGCUGCUUGCCCCUCCCACGUUGGGAAAUACGAUUUUCUGGCAAUGGGUUAACCAAAGCUACAGCGCUGGCUUCAACUACGCCAACCGCAACGCCAGCAGUGAGCAAGACAACUCGACCAUCUUGAAAUCGUACGCUACCGCGACGCUAGUGUCUUGUUCGACUGCCGUUGGUCUGGGCAAGAUGGUGGAGAAGGCGAAGAGGCUUUCACCGAGCACGCGUUCGUUCCUCGGAAAGAUGGUUCCAUUCGUUGCUGUGGCAAGCGCGGGUGCUUUUAACGCCGUGUCGAUGCGUUUCAAUGAGUUCCAGGAAGGCAUUGAUAUCAUGGACGAACACGGAGACGUGCACGGGCGUUCUGUUGCUGCUGGACGCCAGUCGCUUGGCCAGGUGGCACUCACGCGCAUUGCGCUUCCCAUGCCGAUUUUGCUGCUCCCGCCGUAUUUGUAUGAGAUCAUGAAGAAGACCAACAUCAUGCCCAAAGCCAAGUACCCGAAGCUUGCUGCAGAGCUUGUCGUGCUAACGAUGUGUUUGUGGGGUGCCAUGCCGAGCGCUGUUGCGCUCUUCCCUCAGAUGGGUACGAUUUCAGCCGAUAGCGUUGAGGAGGAGUUCCGGUCUCGGGUGGACCGCCACGGCCAGCCCAUUCGCCACUUCAUCUACAACAAGGGCAUCUGAUUGUAUAGAGUGCAUUCAUGUACAGCUUCUAUUCAGGCCAGCAGCACAUUCGUGAAAUACAAGUUGUGAAUUGCAACUUUAGUACCCCGUGUAACCUGUAACCCUUGGUUACAAAUAGCACAAUUGGCAGCGAUACCUGGCGCAAUGCGCUUAACUACUGUCGUACUUUACACUGUAUAGCUAACGAGGGCGUCC